Messenger RNA from Branchiostoma floridae (Florida lancelet), 2630 nucleotides. RefSeq names its product malectin-A-like. The record is from RefSeq and is a predicted model, not a curated record. Gene Ontology annotation, molecular function: carbohydrate binding. Gene Ontology annotation, cellular component: membrane. The transcript has 4 exons. The coding region runs from base 62 to 850 and encodes 262 amino acids. NCBI's taxonomy places the organism in Eukaryota, Metazoa, Chordata, Leptocardii, Amphioxiformes, Branchiostomatidae.
UGCCAUUGUAUUGGGCGCUACCACUUUUCACGUUAGGUGUCCAGCUGGUGCAAAUUUUAGAAUGCCAGCGGUGUUGAAUGUUUCCGUCUUUCUCUUCAUCUUGUACUUUCUAGACCACGCUGUCGGUCUCGGGGACCUUAUUUAUGCCGUGAACUGCGGGGGACCGAGACACGUUGAUUCUUACGGGCUGGAGUACGACGCCGACCCGUUGGAAGGUAGGAUUGGGGUAGCGUCAGACUAUGGCCGCCGGGACAGAAUCGGCCGAGUAACCGAGCAAGACCAGCUCCUGUAUCAGACGGAAAGGUGGAGCGAAGACACGUUCGGAUACGAGGUGCCUAUCGAACAGGAGGGAGACUAUGUGCUGGUGCUGAAAUUCGCCGAAGUGUACUUCUCUGCGUCCAACAUGAAGGUAUUUGAUGUGGUGUUGAACAGCCAGCACACAGUGGUACAGGAGCUGGACAUCUACGACAAAGUUGGGCGCAGCACGGCUCACGACGAAAUCAUUCCGUUCACUGUCAGGAAAGGGAAGCUGAUGGUCCAGGGGGAAGUCUCCACAUUCCAUGGGGUGCUCGCUGUGGAUCUCAUCAAGGGGCUGCAUGACAACCCAAAGCUGUGUGCUUUGUAUGUAGUAAGAGGAUCAGCAGAUGAUGUCCCCAAGUUACCCCCCAUCCCGGGAAUGGAGCCAGAUGAAGAGGAGGAACUGUCCAGGGAAAAACCUGACAAGGAGCGGAGAACAUCAGGACCAAAAACACCCAAUCCGUACGACAGUGACGAAAGUAGCACCAUGUUCCCCAUCCUCAUGGCCAUCGGAGUGUUCCUCCCUACCUUGUUUUGUCUGUGCAGGUUAUGACAGGCCCCACAGACGGCUCUUCAUGUGAUGUAUAUUUCAUAUUGUACCACUGUGCAACUGUGUAUCAAACAUACAUGUACGUACUGGUAGGGACCUACCAAACAUGAUAAUGUAGAUGAAAUUCGUGUGGAAAUUUUAUUGAGUAGCUAAGGUGUUCCAUACUUAGAAUAGUACUGCUGCAUUAAGACUUUAUUUUCAGACUGACCCAUUCCAGAGAAGAGCAUGAUUCUGCUUCUUCACCCCUUAACUUAAGUUCAGAUGUAAUGGGAUCUGUAGAUGUCAUGGCAAUUUGUUCUGCUGCUUUCAGGAACUGAAAGUGGGACAGACAAAGAUGAUUUUAUGACCAUGAUGAAAUUUGGAAUAAUGAGAAUCAUGUCGAGACAAGCAUAUUUUGACUUUCUAAGGUUCUGCACUAAGCUUAAGGCUGCCUUCAAUAGAUUCUUAUUAACAUCUCUCAAUAAUGCCAUUUUUUCUCAACCUGAGGUUGGUCUAAGCUGCAGUCUGCUAUAGUUGAAGAGAAGAAACAAAGUCUGAAUCUACUGAAGGAACAUUCCAGGAAUGUGAUUGAAACAGACAGAAGUUGUAGUGUACAUGUACAUGGGGUGUAUCAUCCCAGCUCUAACCACAGCUCCUGUCAGCCAGCUAACUCUGUAGCAACAAGUGUGGAUUGUGGAGAUGAAGUCAAGGUUAGACAACACAUGAUUUGUCCCCCCCCCCUCCCCCCUACCAUUUACCAAUAUAGUCUGGGUGGGGGCUUGAAAAGGUUGUAGUCAUUCUUCUGUGCACAACAGACAGGUAGAAUUUAGUAACUAGGGGUGGCCAUGGGUAGCAGUACAACACCGUUUUUCUUCCUUGGCCGGUCUGAAAAAAGUGGACCAGAUUUUGGACCAAUUAAAAAAUGAACACAUUAUAUUGAGAGGUGGCCACACAUUUUCGGGCUUACUCGUCCAAGAAAAUAACGAGUGAAGUAGAGUUUACAUGUAUAACGUUAGUCAUUUCUACAGGGACACAUACAGAAGCAGUUAGCGUUGUCUACAUGAAUAUAGCGUCUGAAAAGUGGAAGUCGUAAUGGACCCUUGAUUUUUUUAGUAUAACCCAUUCAGAAAUUUUCACACAUAAUCAGGUCCUGGUUCAGGUCCAGACCUGUACCUGAUCCUCUGGACCUGACCCUAGUCCUGUACCAGUACCCACCCCUAGUGGAAACUGUGCUGACUGGUAGAGGGAGACGUCUUGAGUUGGGUUGCAAUGUUUUUGUGGUCGGCAUGAAUUGGUGGCAUUAUGAUGACAUCCACUGGGUGUCAUAUAAGAGUGGCUUUGAAAGAGAACAAGCAGGCAAAUUAGGGGAUAAAAGGAUUUUCUGUAAAACUACAAGGGGUUGGCCUCCAUCACAGACAUCUAGGAUUGCCAAUGUUUGAUUUUCUUGGGUGGCAAAACUCCCUCUCCCUGCAUUGGAGAACCCUGGCCCAUGUUGAAAAUCAUGACUCAGCCCCCCCCCCCCCCCCCCCGUCUGCAGGAGCCUAAACUAAAAAUGGGUAUUACCAUCCUGUCCAAACCCUGAGGAAUGUAUCCAAGGAGUAGAUAAAUGUCUUUGAAGUACUGUUCAAGAGACCUAUUUUCCACUGCUGCUUGUAGAGUGUUACAUUGUCUGCUCAUCACGUGUAGAUGUUCUUCUUUAGGCCUGUGUGAAGUUGUAAUAAUUCUACAUGUCUGACUGAACUACAAGUAUUGACAAUGAAAUGGAUUGUAGACUGGAUUUCAGGUGUACAAGAUACAAUAUUAU